Messenger RNA from Pungitius pungitius (ninespine stickleback), 4022 nucleotides. It is a transcript of the gene shisa9a, whose product is annotated as shisa family member 9a. Bases 468 to 2282 code for a protein of 604 amino acids. Gene Ontology annotation, cellular component: dendritic spine membrane; postsynaptic membrane; AMPA glutamate receptor complex. Gene Ontology annotation, biological process: regulation of short-term neuronal synaptic plasticity; regulation of AMPA receptor activity. The transcript has 4 exons. The record is from RefSeq and is a predicted model, not a curated record. Lineage: Eukaryota; Metazoa; Chordata; Actinopteri; Perciformes; Gasterosteidae.
CCCAUGUUCUCCUCCUCCUCCUCCUCUCCUUUUGCGCACCAGACUCUCUCGCCUCUUCCAUUCGCUCACUGCGCUCCCGUCCUCUGCGCGGCUUGUGUCUCUGCCUACUCCCGUGCGUAAGAGCGCACCCGACGGAUAUGUAAAGCGAUGCACUCCUAAAAAAAAACACCAAAUCUCCGCCUGCAAUUGUCUCAGUGAAGGACCGACAAACGCGCGGCAGAAAGCGCGCGUCGGAGCGCGUUUAGUUAGAUCAAGUUCAUUCCAGGGAGACUGAUUUUAUUCUGUCCGUUCCUCGUCUCUCUUUUGGAUGAUGCUAUGGUAAUAAAGAUGUUCGUCGGCGCGGAUGACGGUGCGUUGCUUUUUGGAUGUGUGUUUCUGGACUUUUCAGCAUAUCAUGACCGCGCGCCCUUUCCUCUCUCUCCAAGUCUUUUUGUGUCUGCGUGAAGUUGAUCGGCGGAGGAAGCACGAUGAAAGGGAAAUACUUUCUGCUCGGCUUCUUGUUACUCAAACUUAUGGCUCUCGUGUGCAAGGCGGACGGGGAGCCGGGACUGCUCGGCGGAUUCGUCAUGAUCGCCACCUCCAACGGCUCCAGGGAGGAGGAAAGCGUGUCCGAGGAGACCCCGCACACGGAGGACAGUUGUCGGGGUUACUACGACGUGAUGGGCCAGUGGGACCCGCCGUUCGUCUGCAAGACGGGCAACUAUCUGUACUGCUGCGGCACCUGUGGCUUCCGAUUCUGCUGCUCCUUCAAGCACUCGCGGCUGGACCAGAGCACCUGUAAGAAUUAUGACACCCCGGUGUGGAUGAAGACCGGACAGACGCCCUACAAAAAAAUCAACAAGAUCGCCGACAGCACAAAAGACAAGACGAACUUAAUUGUUUACAUCAUAUGUGGAGUAGUGGCCAUCAUGGCCCUCGUGGGGAUUUUCACCAAAUUAGGGCUGGAGAAGGCGCACCGGCCUCAGAGAGAGAACAUGUCCAGGGCCGUCGCCAGCGUGCUGCAGGGCGGGUGUCCAGGUGAACAGUAUCGGGGGGAGGAGCCCCUUGGGAUGCACACGCAGCACUAUGUUUCCAGGGCCACAAACCUUCAGGGUGCCCAGAUCAACAACAACGUGGGACCGGGAUCCAACAUGGGCCAGCAGCACCCUUACCCUGCCCUCAGCCAGCUGGCACACGUCUACGAACACCAGCAGCCGCAUCAGCAGCCGCAUCAGCUGCCGCAGCAUCAGCAGCCGCAGCCGCAUCAGCAGUCGCAGCAGCAGCAGCCGCAUCAGAACAAGGAUCUCAACAAGUACGCCUCCCUGAAAGCUGUGGCUGCCAAGUACAGCGGUGAAGUCUACAACAAGCGCCGGCUGAUGGUGGAGCUGCCAACGAAGGGCGGGCUUCCUCUCCAGCCGAUGGGCAACUCCAGACCCUCCAUGGGCAACAUGUCAUCCAUGACUCCUCCAAUGACGACCAACCCCAUGGCCUCGAACCAGAUGGCCUCCAAUCCCAUGAACUCCAACAUUACCCAGAUGACCUCCAUGACCUCCAUGACAUCCAUGAUGCCAAUGACCUCCAUGACAUCCAUGAUGCCAAUGACCUCCAUGACAUCCAUGAUGCCAAUGACCUCCAUGACCCCUAUGACUUCCCUCGCCCAGAUGACCUCCAUGGCGCCUAUGACCUCCAUCACCCCUAUGACCUCCCUGGGCCCACUGACUCCGGAGCCAGUGGCCACCUAUGUCACUGAGAUGUCCAACAUCUCCUCAGUCUCGACCCUCCCGACAGAGCGGCACAUGGUCGGUGUCGGAGGAGGAGGAGGGGGGGGGGGGCUCAAGCUGAACGGCCAGAAACUGAAAGGCAUCCAUGGUCACGUGGGCCACAGCUCGCACAGCUCGCACAGCUCUCACACUCACAGUCACGGGCACAGCCACGGCAGCAAGCCGCCAGGACUUGGGGCCACCUCCCUCGCACACAUGGCGGGGACCAUGCCAGGCGGCACGACCCUGGGUAUCUCCAGAGCCGCAGAGGCCGCCAUUGGCUCCGGCUCGGCCACGAUGGGCCGUCCGAUGGCGUACAGUUCCAACACGAUCGCGGCUGGGCACUCGAUGGGGCUGGGGCUGAAGGCCUGGGACGGGACUGAGACGGUGGGCCGGAGGAAGACCUACGGGCUCAAGAGGCCUCAGUGCACCGUGCUCGAGCCCAACCAGCUUCACGGCACCAGAGGCCACAGCCACAGCCAACACUUCCUCCCCACACAGCCGUACUUUGUGACCAACAGCAAGACAGAGGUGACUGUGUGAGAGAAGGACGACUGGGAGGAGAAGAAGGUCGGAGAGGAUGCAUGUGGAGUGACGGCACAAAAUAAUCCCUGAGUGGAGACACCAACCCUGGCUGGGGCAACAGUGCAGAUCUAUGAAUGUGUUUGUGUGGCUCGUUGGUAUACUGGUGAAUGUGGUGGGACUGUGUUUCAGAGUGGUCCUCGUUUCACAAACAGAAUUCACCAAUCAAAUCUACUAAACAGACUUUUGUUGCCGAAAGGAAGGCGUCAAAGUCGGCGGCAUCUGUGACCGUAACUUCAAAGAGCCUACGGAGCAGGGCUUGUGUGGGGAUGCUAGAGUAUUAUCUCACAGCUAAUAUUGACAACACACAGAUGAUUUAGUGAGAAACUGCUGUUAAAAAAGCAUCUGCUUCACGAAUCAAAGCUGAAAAGCAAUAGAAGGGAUUAAAGCACCGGAGUUGGAAAGAACACAGUAAGGUUUUCCACAGACCUUGCAACGGCAGGGCGGCAUCUGCCCAACGGAGCGUUGAAUGGCUUGGAAGAAACAACAUUCCUUUAUGUUUCAUACCCCCCCGAAUCUCUCGAGGGCUGUGAAACCGGCACACGUGAUGAUCACUGGGCUUUGGACUGCAGACCCCCCCCCCACGGCUCUUCAGAAGGGGCCUUCACACGAUCUGCCUGCUGAAGGUCGCCCAUUUUCCACAAGGCCUCGGCACACAGAACGGAGGCUGUUCACGCUGGCAUUGUUCCGUUCUGAUCCUGUCCUGUGUGGUGCCGGCCAGCCCGGAGGAGCCACCGGGCGGCACGUGGGUGACGCUGCAGCAGCUAGCAGAGGCUCCACGGAGCAGGAUUCUGGUGCACGCACAUACGUCCACGCGCACACGCAGACACAUGCUUUACUCCGACACAAAGAAACGCACACUGUAGAAAUAUCGUGCGACCAACGUGGCUUCUUACAGAACGGCAGCGUCACGUCAGACUGGAAUUACGGAUGGCUGACAUAUUGGUCAACCGUGAAAUGGACUUUUCGCAUUUCAAAAAGGUUCUGUUCGGUGUUCUGAGCAGUGAAUUUUGGAUUCCACAGUUCUCUAAAAUUCUUGCAUGAAACUUUCAGAAAUUUAACUUUCAGAAAGUGUCGGCUGAGUCGGAUCGACCCAUCGUAUCUAAUGAUGUCCAAAUGCUCAAUGUGCCACGGCCAGUGGUUUGUUAGCUUAGCACAAAGACUAGAAACGGGGGGGGAAACUAGCCCGGCUCUCUCCUAUUGUACAAAAUCAACAUAUAAGCAUCUCAAAACGCUAAAAAGAAAUACGUAUAUAUAUCUAGUUGUUGCUAUAAAAUUCAAACAAAGACCCAACUGCACCAAAAGAUUAACUUAGUGGUUCAUCGGUUUCUUUGCUGAGCACAGUAACUUCCUGGAGUAUUUCCAGGAAUAAGAAGAAAUAAAAAAGCAAUUCUGAUGUAGCGCUGGUUAGGAAUGGUCUUCAUUAAGUGGAGAAAAUAACCCAUUAAGUUUAAUUAAACCUGGACAGCACAUAAAAUAUCGACCAAAUGCCAGCUUUGGCUUUUCAGCAUUUUAAUUCUGCACAGAUUUUUGCACAAUAUGUUGUACUUCUCUAGUUUUAGACAAAGACGAAGAAAGAAACUACUUGGAAAACGUAAUAUAGAUUGAAAUGGACUCAACAGGAAUGAAAAAUCAGACAGACUGACUGAGGGAUGAAAAACCUAAUUUUUUUAAGCUGGUAAAAAAAAAAAAACACUGCCA